This is a messenger RNA of Serpula lacrymans var. lacrymans S7.9, 751 nucleotides long. RefSeq lists its product as uncharacterized. Bases 74 to 667 code for a protein of 197 amino acids. NCBI's taxonomy places the organism in Eukaryota, Fungi, Basidiomycota, Agaricomycetes, Boletales, Serpulaceae. The record is from RefSeq and is a predicted model, not a curated record. The transcript has 4 exons.
GGUCCUGUUUUUGUAUCCGCAGCUGCAACAGCAAGACUGUGCUAAACAUUUCACUUCUACACUCAUCACGUUAAUGGGGCGCUGGACGCAGUACGAUGAAGAUGACUACCGUCUACCUGAAGGAAUGAAACGUGUAGGCUACGACAGCGAUAGUAGUUCUUACUACUUUCGCAGUUCAGAUGGCUCGUUGUAUAAAGGUGCAGAAGGUGCAGAGUUCGGGCAAUUAACUCGAGUUUCUGAAGUGCCGAUAACUAUUCCUGAAGAAGGUGACGAAGGCGAUGAUUUAGAAGCGGCCCCUUCACGUCAAGAUGGAUAUCAGUCUCUUUCGACGGACGAGAAUGCUUCGCCUCGCCAGAGAUACAACACGGGUGCAUACCGCACACUAUUUCCCUUCUUUCUUAUUAUUGCCGUGGUUUUGCUGCUUGUCUGGCGCCUUGUUUUCCUACCUACCCAGUCGGCCCCAAGCGAGCCAUGCCCCGAUAAGACACUUCCCUAUUAUGUCAAAUCUGGAGAUACCUGUUGGGAUAUUUCAAAGGCUCACAAAUGUUCCCUAGACGAUUUGCUGAAUGCGAAUCCAGAGGUCAGGUGCGAGAAGUUGCUCCCUGGGAAGAGGUUGUGUGUUCCAGAGGAGGGAUCUGGCACUCGUCGUCGUCGUCGUUACACUUAGUUGUUCCAUAUCGCAUCCUGUAUAUUAUCACGCAGCGGACUCUUACGGAAACAAUCAUUUCUUGCAUAAUCUAUCAAUAUGUUU